This is a messenger RNA of Dendrobium catenatum, 967 nucleotides long. Its product is annotated as mitochondrial import inner membrane translocase subunit TIM23-1-like. Gene Ontology annotation, molecular function: transmembrane protein transporter activity. The record is from RefSeq and is a predicted model, not a curated record. Bases 155 to 730 code for a protein of 191 amino acids. Gene Ontology annotation, biological process: protein import into mitochondrial matrix. Gene Ontology annotation, cellular component: mitochondrial inner membrane; TIM23 mitochondrial import inner membrane translocase complex. The transcript has a single exon. NCBI's taxonomy places the organism in Eukaryota, Viridiplantae, Streptophyta, Magnoliopsida, Asparagales, Orchidaceae.
GACAAAAACCCUCCCAUCGCGUUUAUUCUGGGAAAAUCGAAAGCAUGCCGUCGGCUUAAACUAAAGGCAAGGAGGCGGCUUCUCUUCUUCCAAAACCCUCUCUCCAAGAAAACCCUAUAUUUAGCGAACUACCGAACUAGGGUUUGAGAUCUCCAUGGCGGAUCCAAGAAUUUUCGGUCGCAGCGAGGAUUCCGAUCGCCGUCAAGAACCUGGCCGCCGACUCUACGAUCCCUACAAGGACCUUCAAAUUCCCUAUCGUGCCAUCUACGACCUCCCCACCUCACCGGAGUUCCUUUUCCAGGAGGAAUCCACCACUCAGCGCCGCUCUUGGGGCGAGAAUCUCACCUUCUACACAGGUGUCGGCUACCUCGGCGGCGCCGCCAUUGGCGCUUCCCUAGGGCUCUAUAAGGGCGUUAAGGCCGCCGAAGCCGGGGAUACGGCAAAACUACGUGUAAAUCGCAUCCUCAAUUCUUCCGGCCAGGAAGGCCGCAGGAUGGGUAACAGGCUUGGUAUCAUCGGGCUUCUUUAUGCUGGGAUGGAGAGCGGCAUGGUGGCCGUGAGGGAUUCUGAUGAUUGGAUUAAUAGUGUUGUUGCAGGGCUUGGUACUGGCGCGAUAUAUAAAGCUGCAAAUGGACCAAGGUCGGCGGCUAUCGCUGGGGCGAUUGGAGGGUUGAUGGUGGGAGUUGCUAUGGCAGGGAAACAGGUGUUGAAAAGACAUGUUCCCGUUUAGGUUUUGUUCUGAAUCUUCGAUGUUACGUAUACUAGUGUUUGAUUUUUUAUGUAGCUUUGAAGUCAUAAGCAUUACAAAUUUUGCCUCACAUAUCGUAGUGUGGAUAAAUUGUGGGUUCGGAACCUUUGUUAGCAAUUUGUGUUUGAGUAAUUUGCCGACAAUUCAAUUUAUUUGGUGCCUUUGAUAUGGCCCAACUGUUCUUUCGUUAUAUAUCUGGGAGCUUUUGGGUUUGGACUC